This is a messenger RNA of Batrachochytrium dendrobatidis JAM81, 1548 nucleotides long. RefSeq lists its product as uncharacterized. Bases 97 to 1527 code for a protein of 476 amino acids. Gene Ontology annotation, molecular function: histone deacetylase activity. The transcript is spliced from 4 exons. NCBI's taxonomy places the organism in Eukaryota, Fungi, Chytridiomycota, Chytridiomycetes, Rhizophydiales. Gene Ontology annotation, cellular component: nucleus; Rpd3L-Expanded complex. The record is from RefSeq and is a predicted model, not a curated record.
GUUUAUUUAUUCAAUUCUGGAUAGAGUCUACUGUUUUAUUCAAUCAAUUCUGUAAACUUGAUCAGUAGUACCAACUGGCACAAGCAGACUGCAAAUAUGACUACUUCAAAUUGGCCCCCACCUAUGGAUAAUGCAUCCUCAUUCUCUGUAUCUGCUCCAGUCGCAUCACACUCUAAAGGACGAAUUGCAUAUUUACACAGAAACGAAGUCGGCAACUUCCACUAUGGUGAUGGCCAUCCAAUGAAACCAGCCAGACUGGCACUAACCCACAAUUUGGUCAUUGGCUAUGGUCUGCAUAAAAUGAUGACUGUUUAUUCACCUCGUCUUGCAACAGAUGAGGAACUGACUGAAUUUCAUACGGAUGAUUAUAUUGAUUUUAUUCAAAGAGUUUCUCCAGACAAUAUCCAAAACUAUUCAAAGUUUUUGUCCAGGUUCAAUAUUGGUGUAGAAGAUUGUCCAGUAUUUGAAGGAUUAUACGAUUUUUGCAAAAUGUCUGCUGGUGCUUCCAUUGAAGGUGCACGCAAACUCAACUCACAAUCUGCAGAUAUUGCCAUCAAUUGGAGCGGCGGUUUGCACCAUGCCAAAAAGUUUGAAGCAUCGGGGUUUUGUUACGUCAAUGAUAUUGUACUGGCAAUCUUGGAGCUGUUGCGAUACCAUCCUCGUGUUGUAUAUAUUGACAUUGAUGUGCAUCAUGGCGAUGGUGUUCAGGAAGCAUUUUACCAUUCCAACCGUGUCAUGACAGUCUCAUUUCAUAGAUAUGAUGGGCAAUUUUUUCCUGGCACUGGUGCUUUGUCCGAGACUGGUGCUCGCAAAGGCAAAAACUAUGCUAUUAAUAUUCCAUUGCAUCAAUCAAUAGAUGAUGCGUCAUACGCAUAUAUUUUCACACAAAUCAUGUCCAACGUGAUGCAAACGUUUCGUCCAACAGCUAUUGUUCUUCAAUGUGGAGCAGACUCUCUUGCAUCUGAUCGGCUUGGCUGCUUUAACCUGUCCAUCAAAGGCCACGGCGAGUGUGUUCGAUACAUGAGGUCAUUUCAAAUUCCCAUGUUGGUUCUUGGCGGUGGCGGAUAUACAAUUCGCAAUGUUGCACGGUGUUGGACCUAUGAAACAUCCGUUUUAACAGAAACCAAUCUAUCGGAUGAUCUUCCAUAUAACGAGUAUCUUUCACACUAUGGACCAGACUUUAAACUUCAUCCAGCUAUUGUUGAUCGUAAUUCUGGAAAUGCAAACACAAAACAAUAUCUUGAGGGAAUUCGUAUUCGUAUUGCCGAGUAUUUGAAACAGAUUGAAGGUGCGCCAAGUGUACAAAUGCAAGCUGUUAUGCCGAGUUUAGGUGAAGGAUUGUUGCGAGAUGAUGAUGCUGUUGGUGAUGAUUCUGAUGAUUGGGCUGCUGAUUGCAGAAGAGAUGAAGACGAUGGUCUGUUUAAUAGACAUCCAAAUGAUCGAUUUUCUUCAAGGGUGCAUCCCGCUGAACACUAUGAAAACUCUCACGAUCAAGAUGCAGAUGAGGGUGAAGAUAUUGAAAUAUAAUAAAUUGUCUUGGAGUUUGCU